Molecule: messenger RNA, 651 nt
Organism: Mytilus trossulus (common blue mussel)
Lineage: Eukaryota; Metazoa; Mollusca; Bivalvia; Mytilida; Mytilidae
Exons: 6
Coding region: 203-598 (131 amino acids)
Source: RefSeq, a predicted model, not a curated record
UCUGAUUUUCUGACAGAUUCUAUAAUAAGAUAUUAUUAAACGUGUGACCAUCUGUUUUUACACCUUCUUAUAUUAAGAUUGUAGUCCAGACCCAUGUAAUGGACGUGGCGCAUGUUACAAUGGAAAGACAGAUUAUUAUUGUCAAUGUCAGAAUGGAUAUACUGGAAGUAACUGUCAAACAGUGUCGACAACACCUGCUGCUAUGUUACCAUCAGGUUUGCAGCAAACUGUAAAAGAGCAUCAUUGCAAUAAAUUUGGCUUAUUAAUGGAUUUAGCUGUAGGAAAAGCUUUACAUCAGCAAGGCGCUAAAGGUUGUGAAGGCAAUUCAUCCGAUGCAGUUCUAAUCAAACACUGUCAAGCGCCUUCGUUUUCUAGAUGGCGAAGAGGACUGCAGGUCAUCAGCCAUUGUGGUCAGAUUAAUCCGUAUACACCUGUAGGUGAAUGGGACAGUACAAGAUUUACUAAUCAUAUUGGAGUAAUGACAUCUUGUCAAAGUGGGGUUAUUGAGUUGAUAUCGCAGUCAUGUGGUAGCAAGUUGAACCUCCAUAAUAUUACAUCUCAAGCAUUCAAUUCAGUAUAUACAAUUGAUUGGACGUAGUACAUUGCAUUGUCAACAACUUUAAAAAUAUAUGAAUAAAUAUUUUUAAUUCA